Molecule: messenger RNA, 2706 nt
Organism: Bombyx mori (domestic silkworm)
Lineage: Eukaryota; Metazoa; Arthropoda; Insecta; Lepidoptera; Bombycidae
Gene: UGT39C1
Product: UDP-glycosyltransferase UGT39C1
Exons: 5
Coding region: 1105-2682 (525 amino acids)
Molecular function (GO): UDP-glycosyltransferase activity
Source: RefSeq, a predicted model, not a curated record
GGUUACGGGCAUUCGUGAAAUUUAUAUUUUUGGCCUUAAGGGCCAGGCAAACUCGAUCCCAAGCUGCCUUCUCCUGAAGGAUAACCGGGGGAGGGGUCUGGGUUUUAUUUUGUGCCACCGGACGCGGCGACGGAGUGGCACGGGCUGGGGGCGCAACGGGAGUCUGAGGGCGGGGGCGCGACGCGUUCACGGCUUUGCUAAUUUUAGCGGCCGCGGGAGCUCGAGACUCCGCGGCACGCUUCUUACCCUUCUGUACCAGGGUGAAUCCAUCCGUCGAUGAGGCGGGGGCGAGGUCGACCUCCAUGUCCGAGUCAGAGUCGGAGCACGAGGAGGCGGGUGCAGGCGACCUACGAGCAAGUGUAGGUGUUUUAGAGGGCGCGACGGAGGCCGCGGAUGAUCGCUCAGCUGAAACGAUGGUCACGGCGGACGACGCAGCAGCUUUUCUCGCCAGUAUAGGCGACACGGAAGCGGCAGGCACGACAGAGGCUGCGGUGCUCAAUGCAGAAGCUCUGCACGCAGGUACAGGCGACGCAGGAGCAGCGAGCGCGGCGGAGUCCUCGAGAGGGCUCGCAGUGUGAUUGGCCUUGAAGGCCAAAAACUCCGAGGCGAGCUGUGGGUGGCGAAGUCGGAGGAAUUCCGCGAAUACAGCGUCCAUGAUCGCUGAGUACCCAGGUGGGGCGGCCCCGGGUCUUGAAAACACUCGCCUUGCGGCGAGGCCCCAACUUCUCGGACCUGAGCGGUUCUAUUGAACACAGGUGGCAAUGCGGCGCGAUUACUACAGGACAAAGAAAAAGCACAACAAAACAGAAAUUACGAAAAGAAACAAAACAAAUAAAUACUUGCAGGAAACCAAUUUGUCGGCAGAUGUACCACGAACACAGAAACAACAAAAGGAAACAAAACAAAUAAAAACUUCCAGAAAGAGCACUUAGUCGGCAGAUGUACCACAAACACAGGCCGCGCGAACAAUGGCCGGGCUAACAAAAGCCGGGCGAACAAAGACCGGGCGAUCGAGUGGACGAUGAGCACGUCCGCACGUGACGGGUGCCUCUAUCGGAAUGAGAUGGGUAUUAACACAGAAUACCUGCAUAGGUAGACAAAAUAAUGUUAUGGAAUAUUACGAUUUGUUUUUUUAUUUUCGUAAAACUACACGAAGCGGCAAACAUAUUGGUCGUUAUUCCUUAUGCGGUCACUUCUCAUUACAAAAUGCAGAGGCCGAUUGGAUUAGAAUUAGCUCGAAGGGGCCACAAUGUUACGGUUAUAACACCGUACUUAGAACUAGAUUGUCCACCGACGUAUCAUCAGGUGAAAGUUAGCGAAAAAAAAAUAUGGACGGUUAUUGAUAAACGGUGGGAAGAUCUAUCUAACGUAGUUAAAGUUACAUCCGUAGACUUUCACAGUAAUAUCCUUUGGACAGGCGGAUUGGCUUUAACGAAGACGACUCUAAAGAAUCCAGAUGUACAGAAAUUCCUAACUAACAAUCAGACUUUUGAUGCCGUUAUUAGCGAACAAUUUUAUCAAGAAGCUACAUACAUUUUUGCUCAUAAAUAUAAAGCUCCUUUAAUUCUUAUCACUACUUUUGGAAGUUCGAUAAAGCAUAAUGUGGCAACUAGAAAUCCUUUACAAUUGGCUACGUUAGUCAACGAAUUUGUGGAAAUAAAAUCACCAAAUUUUUUUAAGGGGAGACUUUGGAAUUUGUUAUUUUCAUGCUACGAAUACAUUUGGUGGAGAUUCUGGUUUUUGAAGAAGCAAGAGGAACUAGUAGAAAAAUACGUUCCAAAUUUGCCUCAGCCAUCUCCGAGCCUUUAUGAACUACAGCAGAAUGUUUCUUUGUAUCUUAUGAACACACAUUUUAGUUUCGAUCCUCCUGCUGCUUAUUUGCCCAAUUUUAUUGAAAUCGGCGGUAUUCAUCUGAAUGAAGAAGUCGAAAAACUACCACAAGACAUCCAAAGAAUAUUAGACGAAGCAAGCAAUGGAGUUGUGUAUGUAAAUUUUGGAUCUAAUAUUAAGAGUUCAGAAUUGCCUAUUGAAAAGAAGAAUGCGCUAAUCAACGUAUUUAAGAGCUUAAACCAAACGGUGCUAUGGAAAUGGGAAGACGACAAUUUUGGCAACCAAACUGCUAACAUUAAGACGCGAAAAUGGCUGCCACAAAACGAAAUCUUAGCUCACCAAAAUGUGAGAAUAUUUAUAUCACACGGUGGUUUAAUGGGAACCAUUGAAGCAAUUUUCCACGGAGUUCCCAUUAUUGGCAUUCCAUUGUUCGGAGAUCAAUACAAUAACCUACUACAAGUAGAAAAUGCAGGAUCUGGUAUCAUUCUUGAAUAUCACAACUUAAAUGAAAACAAUAUGCGUUCUCUGAUAAACCAUGUUCUCAGUGAUGAAAAGUACAAAAAUAAUGCUAGAGAACUAUCGAUAAGGUUUAGAGAUAGACCAAUUAAGGCUCUAGACGCUGCAAUGUAUUGGAUCGAAUACGUUAUAAGACACAAAGGCGCUCAUUUCAUGAAAAAUCCCGCAUUAAAAUUGAAUUGGUUUGCCUACAACAUGUAUGAUGUUUAUCUUUUCAUUUUAUGUGUACUUAUAAUUAGCGUGUACGUAAGUUAUAGAUGUUUAAAGGUUUUAGUUUAUUUUCGUAUAAAUACAAAGUUCGAUAGAAAAUUGUGUGGGAAAGUUAAAUUUCAAUAAACAGAAUAAAAGUUUGAAAUCUAA